Phasianus colchicus (ring-necked pheasant) is the source of this 3837-nucleotide messenger RNA. It is a transcript of the gene GGT7, whose product is annotated as gamma-glutamyltransferase 7. The record is from RefSeq and is a predicted model, not a curated record. Gene Ontology annotation, molecular function: glutathione gamma-glutamate hydrolase. Gene Ontology annotation, biological process: glutathione catabolic process. Lineage: Eukaryota; Metazoa; Chordata; Aves; Galliformes; Phasianidae. Gene Ontology annotation, cellular component: plasma membrane.
GGGGCGACGGGGCGGGAUGGCGGCGCCCGAGGCGGAGGCGGCGGGGGGUCGGCAGCGCGCGCUGGGCGCCUACUCGCCCGUGGACUACAUGAGCAUCACCAGCUUCCCCCGGCUGCCCGAGGAGGAGGCGGGCGGCGCGGCCGAGGGCGGCCUCCGCGCCCGGAAGGAGGAGGACGCGUUCCUGGGCGAGCAGGACACGGACCCAGACUCCUUCCUGAAGUCUGCACGCCUCCAGCGCCUGCCCUCGUCCUCCUCGGAGAUGGGCAGCCAGGAUGCAUCCCCGCUGCGAGAGACCAGCAAGGACCCCUUCUCUGGAGACUGCAGCUGCCGGCAGGACGGGCUGACCGUCAUCAUCACUGCCUGCCUCACCUUCGCCACAGGGGUCACGGUGGCCUUAAUCAUGCAGAUCUACUUUGGAGACCCUCAGCUCUUCCAGCGUGGAGCCGUGGUGACGGACGCUGCCCGCUGCACAGCACUGGGUGUCGAGGUGCUCGGCAAGCAGGGCUCCUCGGUGGACGCGGCCAUCGCAUCAGUGCUCUGCGCAGGAGUGGUGAACCCCCACACCUCAGGCAUCGGCGGGGGUGGGGUGAUGCUGGUCCAUGACAUCCGGAAGAACCAGAGCCAGGUGAUCGACUUCCGUGAGGUGGCUCCAUUGGGCAUCCCGCCGGGUGGCGAUCUGCUGAAGGACACCAAGCCAGGUUUGCUCGUGGGGGUGCCAGGCACACUACAAGGCAUGCACCGGGCACACCAGCUGCACGGCAGGCUCCCCUGGUCACAGCUGCUGGGCCUCGUGGCUGCCGUCGCUCAGGACGGAUUUAACAUCACGCACGACUUGGCCAAAGCUGUGAGUGAGCUUAAAGACCUGAACUACUCCAACAAGUUUCGGGAGACCUUCCUUCCGGAUGGCCAGCCUUUGUUGCCUGGCAUGUUUGUGAGGCGCCUGGACCUCGCAGCUGUCUUGGAGCUAGUGGGAGCAGAAGGGACUUCAGCCUUCUACAGUGGAAACUUGAGCCAGGAGAUCAUCUCUGAGGUCCAAAACUACGGAGGAGUCUUGGAGGAGGAAGACUUCAGCAAUUACAGUGUUACAGUGGAGAAUCCUGUCCACACGACAUACCGAGGUCAUCUUGUUUUGAGUCCCCCACCUCCACAUGCAGGUCCUGCUCUGAUCACAGCACUGAAUAUCCUCGAGGGCUUUAAUAUCACAAAUCUAGCAUCCAGGGGGAAUAUCUUGCACUGGAUUGCAGAGACAUUAAAAAUCGCUCUGAGUCUAGCUAGCAACUUGGGAGACCCGUCCGAUGAUGCAUCCAUCGUUCAUGCUGCAGAAGGCAUGUUGAGUAAAUCAGAAGCUGAUUCCCUGCGCCAGCUGAUAAAUGAGUCCCAGCCCUUCUCAUCGGAUCUCCGCCUGCCUCACUUCUCUGUGCAGAGCGGACCUGCUGCCAGCCAGGUUCUUGUCAUGGGGCCCGAUGACUUCAUUGUUGCAGUUGUAAGUUCUUUGAAUCGUCCAUUUGGUAGUGGAAUAAUGACACCCUCUGGAGUGCUCCUGAACAGCCAGAUGUUGGACUUCUCCUGGCAAAACAAAACAACAAACCACUCCAUUCCCAGGCCGCAAAAUCUCAUUCAGCCUCGGAAACGGCCACUGUCUUUCUUGUUGCCCACCAUUGUGAGGCCAUCGGAGGGGAUGUGUGGGACGUACCUGAGUCUGGGAGCAAACAGUGGGGACAAAGCCUUGAGCGGCAUCGUUCAGGUCUUGGUAAAUGUAUUAGCAUUCAACAAGAAUCUGAGUGAAAGUUUGUCUCUUGGUCGUCUUCACCCGCAGCUUCAGUCCAACACCUUGCAGGUUGACAGUGAAUUUCCUGAAGAAGACAUUGAAUGUCUUGUAGCCAGGGGCCAUGAAGUGGAUAAAGUCAAAGUGCUCUCCCUGGUCCAUGGGGCCAGGAGAACCAACAGUUUCAUCAUCGGCUUGAAGGACCCCAGGAGCGUGGAUGCUGCUGGAGCCACAAUACUGUAGCACCUCUCAGACAACUUAUUCACUGAACAAGGCUUUAGACAGAUCAACCCAAGUGAUGUGCAUGUUCUGAAAUGGUCCCCUCCUGCUCCCCAGCGUGGGAUCACUGCAUACACACACAUACAUCUACACUGCUGAGCAAACGUCCUGCGUUCCCUACCCUGGAUGACACAGGAGGCGUUAACGGUGCCAUUAUAACAUCUCUCUGAUUUUUUUUUUCUUUUAAAAUAAUUUGAAUUGCAAGCAGCUCAGUCACUGUUAUAGGAUCACAGGGAGUUUUCUUUUGGCACCAUCUUAUCAUUCAUUUCAGUCUUUUCAAAAGUCCAGCUCUAGCCAAGUACAUAAUUUUAGUGAGCAGCAACAUUAGCAAAGGAAACAGUGACUGUAAAAAACAGCUGCUGAUAACACUGUAAUCUUCAUCUUCUUUUCUUUCCCAAUUUCAUUAUUUGCCUCUUGUGUAAGUCAGCAAUUAAUGCAUCCUAAUGUAAUGUUUGUAGGUGUCUGUAGCUGGAAUAUCAGGGCAUCCUUUAAUGUCGUGUAUGGGCCAGCUGGUUUUUACCAGCGUGCAGCUUCCUGUGUUAGAUCCUUUUCUCACAUCCCUACAAACCUGGAAUUUUUGGAGUAUUUUGAAUCACUUCUUUGUGCAGACUCAUUGGAGUCCAACUUUGAACCAGUCUGCCUCUUCACUGGCAAAUGAGGACCCCAAAUUCACUGCUUUUGUUCCCAAAAGAAGCUGUCCCACCAUGCAUUUUGUAACAGAAACAAUUUCAACUUUUUCGACUUUUAACAACUGGUGGACCCCCCCAAUAAUUUUCUCACAGUUUUCUGGCUUCCUCUGCAGAGAUUUUAAGCUUAGUGAUAAUGGGCUUAUUUUUCUUAGAUACUUUUUGGAGAUAUCUUCAAAGUACUCUGCAGGCUUGUAAGAAUCCAUGGAGCACAGACUGAAAACUGCAUGGAAACAGUUGAGGUAGAUUCAGGGCUUUCCUUACACUGCCUUAUGUCAGCCUGCUGUGAAAGCCUAAGUUGUAUAAUCCCUACAGAGAGGCUUAGGUUUUUCUGCAUGCUAAAUUUGCGGCUGUACUUCAGCUCUGGUGGCUCUAUUGGAAAAGCUGUGGAGAGAGAAAGGGUCCAAUGCAAAGCAAAGACCAUUGAGAUAAUUUUCUGUCUGUAACAAGGAAUACAGAAUAUAAGAAUACCUCUGCAUUUCUUGUCUGAAAGAGAAUGGAGAAAAUACCACAUCUCUUUGCUGCACCAUUUAAUUCAAUCUGCCCUGGAAUGUUUCCUUCUAUUUUUUUUAACUAACAAGUUAGAGAGAAACCCUUGGCUGUAAAAAAUUCUGGAAUCAGAUACAUUUCCACAGCAAUGAUUUCCUUCACAUUGCAAAUAUGUCAAUGGCUGCUGCACGUAUUCCACAUGUGUGUCUGCCUAUGGCUGCCUUGGCAUGCCCCUUGGUGACACAGCUGCCCCAGCCUUCCUUCCAGGGGAGUCCCACAGACACUGGUCCACAUGUAAGUGCUGUGCCCACACAGACUGGCACAGGGUGCAGGGAGCAGGCAGGGUGCUUGGAGGUGGUCAGAAAACUAUCAGAGAGAAUUGGAUUAAUUGUUCCUGACACCUACCGGCUGAGUGUCCCAAAGCAUCUUACAGUCUUGCACAUUUUGCUGUGGGAGGAGUGCUUUUCUGCUUUGCUGAAAGGCAGCCAGCUAAAGGCAGCCACUGGCAGACAUCAAAGCCAACAGUUCUUUCUGUUAGGAGACACAGAAUUAUAGAAUGGCCUGAGUUGAAAAGGACCACAGUGCUCAUCCAGUUCCAACCCCCUGCUAUGUGCAGGU